GGCACUACCACCUGUACGACAUUUUAGGUUAGUGUUGUUUGGUCUUUGCACGUGUAUAAUAUCAAAUAAAACUAAGAAAAAGUGAAUAAAAUCAAUAAAAAAUCGUCAAAAUGAGUGUGAUGAAACGGGUUGUAAAAUCGGUCUCACGCAAAGGUAAGAAAGUUUUGUUAUCGCGCGAGCCUCAACUGGUUGAAGGACCCAAACGGACCCUCUUCUUACAAGGAAGGAAGACUUCGGAUAUGGUUCGCGACCUAUUAAAAGAUAUGUACAAUAUUAAAAAGCCGGAUGCUUUAAAACUCAGUAAGAAAAAUGACGUCACCGUAUUUGAGAAUAUCAACCCUUUAGAACAAUUAUGUAAAAAACAUGAAGCUUCUCUUUUCGUUUUUGGAUCUCAUAAUAAAAAACGUCCCGAUAACAUAACAUUUGGAAGGAUGUUUGAUUAUAAUUUAUUAGAUAUGAUUGAAUUGGGUAUUGAGCAUUACAUGGGUUUAAAUGAAUUUCCUGGCCCAAAAAUUACACUUGGCACAAAACCUUGCUUAAUAUUUAAUGGUGAAAUUUGGGAUAAACAAGAAGAUUUAAAACAUUUAAAAUCGAUUUUUGUUGACAUGUUUCGAAGAGAAACCACAGAUUCAGUUCGAUUACAAGGAUUAGAACAUGCAAUUAGUUUUAAUGCCACUAAUGAAAAGGUUUUUAUUAGAUCUUAUAGGAUAGUAUUAAAAAAAUCUGGUUGUAAAACACCUAGAAUUGAACUCGAUGAAAUUGGACCGAGAAUGGACUUUACAAUUAGACGUAGUAAACUCCCAACAGAAGAUCUCAUGAAACAAGCUUCCAAAAAACCAAAAGAAUUAAAAGAAAAACCCAAGAAAAACAUUUCUAUAGAUAAAUUGGGUACGAAACAUGGUCGUAUUCAUGUUGGAAAACAAGAAAUUGCUAAAAUUCAAGUGAGAAAAAUGAAAGGAUUGAAAAAAACCGCAGCUGAUAAAGAAAUGGGCCCCCCGGCGAAACGCAAUCGGAAUAAUUAAGGAAAAUUGUGCCAUAAUUUAUUUUAAGGUAUAUUUUCAUUAAGUUUUGUAAAUACUGUUUCUUUUGUAUUUUUUAGAAUCAAGAAUAACUAGGAUUAAUUAUUGUAAAUUAGUUUUAAUUAUGA
This is a messenger RNA of Onthophagus taurus, 1147 nucleotides long. RefSeq names its product Ribosome production factor 2-like protein Non3 (gene Non3). Lineage: Eukaryota; Metazoa; Arthropoda; Insecta; Coleoptera; Scarabaeidae. Gene Ontology annotation, molecular function: rRNA binding. The record is from RefSeq and is a predicted model, not a curated record. Gene Ontology annotation, cellular component: nucleolus. Gene Ontology annotation, biological process: ribosomal large subunit assembly; maturation of LSU-rRNA from tricistronic rRNA transcript (SSU-rRNA, 5.8S rRNA, LSU-rRNA).